Messenger RNA from Cryptotermes secundus, 3144 nucleotides. RefSeq lists its product as uncharacterized. The transcript is spliced from 4 exons. The record is from RefSeq and is a predicted model, not a curated record. NCBI's taxonomy places the organism in Eukaryota, Metazoa, Arthropoda, Insecta, Blattodea, Kalotermitidae. Bases 275 to 2152 code for a protein of 625 amino acids.
UUACUCCUGUGUUCGUCAGUAGGUUGGUGGGGACGGAAGGUGUGUUUGGAGCGGCACUGUGUAUCUGGCCGGGCAGAUGUGUGUGGGUGUGUUUGGUGUCAGUGCUCGUGCUUGUGGGUGACAAGUGUUUCAAAAGAGGAAGGAAAUCGCUGAGGAUUAUUCAGGAGAAAGAGUGUAUUCGCUUAAAUAAUUUAAAUACAGAUUCCCGUUAGAUCCAGACUUUGCGGGAGCUGCAGAAUCGCUCGGACAAAGAUGGUGCUGGAGAGGUGAGGUCAUGGCGGCCACAGACGGGCAGAUCGCGGUGGCUGCUGCCCGCUGGGCGGACGAGGGUCACUAUCUGCGUGAAUUUGUCGCCAAGCACGAACUGCCAGCCGUGGUGAAGAUCAUCAAAGGCCAGUACGGGGGCCUGGGUGUGCCAACUCUGCCGAGCCCGGGGCUCCAGUCCACGGCGCUGAUCGUCUCUGCGGGGCGCCGACACAAGAUCGCAGCGCAGGCCGUGAAGCUGAAGGAGGGCCGCAGGGUGGCUGCGGUGGGCCCUCGGCUUGCCAUCCCGGAUACAUAUCCAGGCUACUUCGAGCUGCUGAGCGAGGAGGGCCGUGCCGUGAGGUGCAUAGAGGGCGUGUCGGAACUAGCGCGGCGGCGUCUGGAGGCUGGGUGCCUUGUGCGGGACCCGGUGCGGGCUAUUGUGGCGCGCUCUGACGAGGAUGGCGGCAUUACGGCCGACGGGGCACGGACCGUGGCAGCCGGAGAGACGCUUGUGCCCGCUGGUGAGGUGCAGCUGGGCGGUGGGACGAAAGGACGCUACCUGCGGUGCCAGGACUCUCGCGGCGACACGGUGCUGCUUGGAAUGGACCAGCGUGGGCGGUUCAGUGCACUAGCUCGCGAGGAUAACAUCAGCGGGGUGCACACGGCGCGCAACCUGUUAAGCAAGCGCAUGCCUCUCACAGUGCGACUCGUGCACGGAUCACCGCCUCGGGGCCUUAAGUCUCCCAGCCACUUCGUACCCGAGCUACGUCUACUCUCUACUUUCGAGGAGGAGCACGUGUUCGCACUCCCUCUGCAAAAGGAGACGGGAGCCAUAAUCGCGCUGCCAUUGGCCGCGCCACUCAAGCUCCAGCGCACACGCAACGACGAGCAGCUGAAGUCCCUCAAGGAAUUCCAGAGGCUCGUCGACAAGUGUAGCCGCCUCGUAUCCGAUGUGGCGGACAGAAUCCAUGUGCUUGACGGAAAGCUUGGAGACUCCAAAGCAUUGCGCGUGAGCAACCAGAGCUCCGUUAUCAAAACGGGCUACUUCUUGCGGAGAAGUGCCUCUUCGGAUUCGGCCAACCACCACCACCAUCACCACCACCACAGUCACCACAGCCAUAGUUACAGUCACAGCCGGGACGAGAACCGCGUCCCCAGCUCGCACGCGGACGACUAUGACGAGAUUGAUCAGAUCUACGACUAUGUCCGCGGUUUUGCCCCUCUUCCCAAGAACAUCCGAUCACCUUUCGCGGACACGCAGAUCGCAGCACCGAUAGCGCCUCUGGAACCCACCAGUUCCCUUCCAGCCCUUGUGCCAUCCGCUGAUAAUGAGCUAAAGCCUGAGCCUCCUCCCAUCGAGACCAUCCCUACCAAGAAGCUGCAGGCAACACAAAACAAAGCAGAGAAACGCAUGCGCCCAGGAGCCGCCGCGGCGUCUACUAACAAGGAGAAGCCCGCAGCGCCCGUGAAGCUGUACGUGAAGAACGGCAACAGCCAGAGAGGACGCUUGUUUCGCCAUAAGGAGCAGGCUGCCAGCCAGGCAGGAACCGUAACCAAAGCUAGCUCCCCGCUCUUCAACAUUCGGUACAAGUCGCUUAGCAACCUGCAGCAGGCCAUGGAGCUAGAAGGUACACUGGACUCCAGUCACUCCGGUGGCCGCACGUCGGGGGAUUCCGGUGCGGGAGCCAAGUUGCCCGAGAAGAGGUCCCGUAAACUUAGCCGCCCCCGGUCCCUCACAAACCUAGUGUGGGAGCUGCGGGGAGGGCUGGGAGUGCCUCCAGGAACCCAGCACGACUCAGAGCGCAAGUCAAAACCCAGUAAAGUGGAGCCCGGCACCCAGCGCAACAACAGCAACAACAAACUGAUUGUCAGCGGCCAGAAGCGCAUAGGAACCCUCUAUCUGUGAUGCAGUGUCCCUAGCAGCAACAUGGCCGUCUUUCAGAUUGCAAGCUGUUCACGCCCUCUGUCACGUGGCAACGCUGCGGUGCCAAUUGAAGCCUGGUCUGAACCUAAGAAGUGCUGUCACUAUACCAGCAGUCCACAUAAUCGGAUGCAGGCUUCUCCAGAACCUCAGAAACUCUCUCCAUCAGCAUAUGACGCACAAUUAAUUAACUCUGUAAACUAUACCUAUGUUAUGCAACUAUCUAUGGAAUCUGUGAAUCUCUGUAGAAUUCAAGUCUCCACGAAAUCUCUAGAUCUGCAAUAUCCAGAUGUUUCCGGAGUCUGUGAUUUCUCGCAUUUGUCUUUUCUUCUGAGUCUGUGAAUCUGUAACUGUUCCAGUCUCGACUGGAUUUGUGGAUCUCUGGCAUCCAAUUCUCUCCGGAAUCUGUUAUUAUAUAGCAUCCAAAUUCCUGAGGAUUCGUAGAAAUAUAGGAAUCCCCCCUCUUAGUAGUCUGUGAGUUUGUGGCCUCUGACCGUGCCCUUAAUCUGAGCCAGAUGUACAAUAUGAAGUCUUCUGUGAAUCUGUAGCCCCAUCUGAUUCCUCAGAAUCGGAUGACUUCACAAUAUCUGCUUGUCUGUAGUCUGUGGAUCUGUACCGAGCCCUGUACAUAAUCUGUAUGUCUGAAAAAUUAAUGUGAAACGAACACCAUCUACUGAAAUCGUAACGUCUAGCUGUCAAAACUCAGUAAAUCGUCAUUUUUGCGAUACACCGAGACCUAUCAUGUUAGCACAUAGUUCAAAAACAGCUCCAACAGAUGGCGGGGAAUAUCUAAAUGAAUAUCACAAAAGGGUAGCCGUUUUGCUGACUGACUUCCUUGUCAGUAGCUGUGAAAGGGUCAGACGAGUUUACAUAGUUGGUAGAUCUAACGUACGUUUGGGGGCACCCAGUAGCGUAAUUGGUUGAGGCACUGUGUUACAAGCCGGAAGGUGGCGGGUUCGAUUCCCGAUGAGAUCAUC